AUGGGUCUUAUUCAUCACACACUUCCACCUCCGCCAGUUUUGGAAAGAGAAGAUUCAUUUGAGAGUGAAGGAGACUCUGAUAAGAAUAAUGAUGGGCUUAUUUGUAACGAACGUGGUGAACGUGACGUGAUUGUCUGCGAAGUGAUAACAAAUUUGGCCGAUGACGAAAUAUUUAGGCAUCAUGAUGAUGAUGAUGAUGAUUAUACAGAGGAAGAAGUGAUAAGCAAAUCUGAACCUGAAAAAUCUGAUUCGUUGACAACUUUGAGAAUAGAGACAAACGAGUUCAAACCUGGUGGCUCUGAUUUGUCGACCUAUUCAACGAUAGAGACAACAUCUUCAGAAAUGGAUAAUUAUCAUUCUACUGACAAACCGCAGCUUGAGAGUACAAAUAAAGAGAGUAGCUUGUCAUUUUUGGAAAAAUUAUCUAUGCUCCCAGUUGAUAAGAAUGAGAAAAAUAAUGACGGACUUGAAGAAAAUGAAAGAUCUGGUAUGGCUGUCCAAGAGAAAAUAAUAAAGUUGGAUAAUGAUUUUUUUCUUUUUCCAGAAAAAGUUAGUUUGCCGAAGGAAGAAGAAAUAAGUAAAUCAGAACCUGAAAAAUCUGAUUUGUUGACAACUUUGAAAAUAGAGACAAGCGAGUCAAAAUCUAAUGACUAUGAAUGGUUAUUCUUUCAAAACAAACCACAAUUUGAAAGUAUAGAAGAUAUAGAAAAUGAAGAGCAUGACUGGCUGUUGAGAUUUCUCCAAGAAAUAAAUGAAAUACAAGUAAUUGAUACCAAAUCUGAAGAACCUGAUCGGUUGAGAGUUUCUAAGGAAGAAACAAGCCAGUCAAAGCCUGAAGUAUCUGAGAAGUUGGAAUCAAUAGAACUGAUCAACAACUUUCUGAAGAUCAAGCCGGAAGUUAAUGACGUAGACAAAAAUUUCACAACUUAUGUAGAAACUGAAAAAAAAAAUAUUGAUGUGACAAAACUUACAAACGAAGAUACCUAUAACUUAAAUACCGGUAUUUCCCAGUGGUUGUUCCUUUCAAAUAUUCUCCAGCCAAAUAUGCAGGUAUGUUUACAAGUGUGA
Molecule: messenger RNA, 1068 nt
Organism: Helobdella robusta
Lineage: Eukaryota; Metazoa; Annelida; Clitellata; Rhynchobdellida; Glossiphoniidae
Exons: 2
Coding region: 1-1068 (355 amino acids)
Source: RefSeq, a predicted model, not a curated record